AUGGGACCCCACGCGAGAAGGGGAGGUCAGCAAAACCCCCAAGGCAGGUUCCCUCCUGCACACCCGAGAAUCUUUCACGGGGAAAUCCAAGAACUCAGCUACGCCCUGGAAAUGGAGAGAGCCGGGAGGGUUGAAGACAACCAGAAACUGGCCCACCUGGAGGCCGAGCUGGAAGAGACGAAACUCCAGUUAAAGAAGCAGAAAGCUCUCAAAGAAACGUUUAUCAACGAGGCCAAGGAGGCAAAGAGGGAACUUGAGAGACUAGAGAAGUUCAGCGAUCCAGCAGUCCUUAACGCAGCGGUCAUUGCUUCCAAGGUUCACAACGAUGUGAAGUACAUGAAGAAGAAGAACUUGCAAGAAGACUUUGAGGAGUUAAAGGUGGCCCACCUCCUCAGCCGGGAAGCGUUUGUAGCUGAAAUACAGGCUGAGAGAAAGAAAAGUCUGGCCCUCCAAGAAGAACUGAACCAACUGCAGACUUCAUACGAGGAGCUGCGUUCCCAGUAUGAAGCAGAUGAUGCUCUGCUGAGGCAGGAGGCUGAGACACAAAAGUAUGAUGAAGCAAGGCUUAGUGAGGAACAACGGCUGUUGGAGAACUUGAGAGCUGAAAAGGAUGAAAUGUAUCAAGAAAUGUCUCAAAAGAUCAAAUUCCUGCAAGGCAGUGAGAAACUUCUGCAGGAGGAAUUAAUUCAGCUGAAAUGUUCAUACAAUGAGCUCAAUUGUAAAUACGAAAGGGAUGUUUCUGGAUUGAAGCAAGACAUGGAUAGAUAUCAGGAGGAAGUGAGACAUGCGACAGAUGCCAACAUAGAAAGAGACAACGAAAAUCUGCAGCUCAUCAACAAGCUGAGAGCUGAAAAGGAGGAGCUCCUCCAAAAAAUGUCAGGAGAAAUCGAGACAUACCAGCAUCAGGUAGAGCAGGAGAGAAAAGCUCACCUGGAGAAAACAGAGGAGGACAAGAAGCUUUUAGACAAUAUGAGAGCUGAGAAGGAGGAGCUCCUCCACAAAAUGUCAAGAGAAAUCUCAAUUCGGCAAAAGAGGGAGAAGCAAAUGCUGCAUGAACUGGACCAGAUUCACACUCUCUACGAGGAGCUAAAAUGUAGAUAUGAAAGAGACAUUAUGGACAUACAGCAGCAGGUUGAGACAUACGAACAGAAGAUUUACAAAAAUGAUUUACAAAGAGAAAGAGACGAUCUACUGCUGGCCGACAGUCUCAGAGCCGAGGAAGAAGGUUUCCAACAACAACCCAUCACGGUUUCCCAAGAGAAGGACGAAAACUCACAGAACCAAGUUAAAGUCUUAAAUCAAGAGGUUUCUUCAGAGGAGGAUCUCUCAGGAGAACCUUUACCAGGUUCUUCCACUGAUCCAGAAUCCUCAGAAGAGACUGAGGUUGCUGGAGAAACCAUCCUGGAGGAUUUGGACAAUCCAGAUGGUAAAAGGAAAAAAUCUAAAAUUUCCUUUUGGAAGAAGGUACGAAACUUUCUGCGAUGUAAGAAGCCAAAAAACAAACAAACGAGUAAAGACAAUCAAGAUCAUGUCUAAAGUUCUUGAUUUUGAUUGAUUUAGAGAAGGAGAAAGACGUGCAGGAGACGAACCAAGGACUGGAAUCAAAGGCAUGGAGGUUGUAGCCUCUGUGAACGGGGCGCCAUGCCACGCUCCGUCAAGACCAAAUUUAAAAAGUUUUUCCCCCCAUUGACAAACUAGAAAAUAGAUCCCUUCCCAACCCAAUUGGAAAAAACGUGGGCAGCACGGUGGUGCAGCGGUUAGCGCUGCGUCUUCACAGACACCAUCUGUGUGGAGUUUGCAUGUUCUCCCCGUGUUUGCGUGGGUUUUCUCCGGGUGCUCCGGUUUCCCCCCACAUCUCCUAAAACAUGUCGGUCAGGUCAGUUGGUCACUGCAAAUUGCCCCCAAAGAUUUGAAGAAACCCCAAACACAUGUGCAGCUUUAUUGUUAAACUUGUCAAAUUAAUUGAAUUAGCCGUACGUUAGCCCUUUUCCCUUCGCUGCUUUAGCGCCGCAACAACACUGGGCUCAAUUUUUAUAGCAACGUAUUGAUUUAAGAAUUAAAAUGUCUUC
Xiphophorus couchianus (Monterrey platyfish) is the source of this 2069-nucleotide messenger RNA. Its product is annotated as trichohyalin-like. Lineage: Eukaryota; Metazoa; Chordata; Actinopteri; Cyprinodontiformes; Poeciliidae. The transcript is spliced from 2 exons. The record is from RefSeq and is a predicted model, not a curated record. The coding region runs from base 1 to 1536 and encodes 511 amino acids.